Messenger RNA from Schistosoma bovis, 4014 nucleotides. NCBI's taxonomy places the organism in Eukaryota, Metazoa, Platyhelminthes, Trematoda, Strigeidida, Schistosomatidae. The record is from the annotation of a GenBank genome assembly.
GUAUUAGUUAUAUAAUCAACUAGUCUAUAUCUCAAAUAAUAAGGAAAACAACAGGACAAUUAAGUUAUCUUUAAUCUGAUAUGUAAGUAUAUCAACAAAAAUGGAUUCCAACGACUUCACUUAUUGGGGUAAACAAAUGAUUGAUUUUAUAUCAAAUUAUUUACAAACUAUACGUCAAUAUCCUGUUUUACCAAAUGUGGAACCUGGUUAUUUAAAACAUUUAAUACCUAAUCAACCACCUGAACAAUCAGAUACAUGGAUGAAUAUAUUUGACGAUGUGAAAAAGUUUAUUUUACCCGGUCUGACUCACUGGCAACAUCCUCAAUUUCAUGCUUAUUUUCCGGCAGCGAAUUCAGUACCAUCAAUCAUGGCUGAUAUGUUAUCUACGGCACUAGGUUGUAAUGGAUUUUCAUGGGUUGCAAGCCCUGCAAUUACAGAAUUGGAAAUCUUGAUGUGUGACUGGAUUGGAAAGCUUUUAAAUCUACCUGAUACAUUUUUACACAGUAGCGGAAUCGGUGGAGGUGUAAUACAAUCGUCGGCAAGUGAUUGUAUAUUUGUAUCAAUGUUAGCUGCUCGUCAUCAAGCAAUUGAGCGUUAUAAACAUCUUUUAAAAAUGAUCAGUGAUUUAGACCCUGAAAUAAUAGUUCUCUCCAAACUUGUGGCAUAUGCAUCCACGUUAGCUCAUUCAGCUGUAGAAAAGGCUAGUGUGCUUGGUUUUGUAAAGUUACGACGUUUACCGGUCGAUGAAAACUUUAGUGUUCGGGGUGAAACUUUACAACGUGCUAUUAAAGAAGACAAGUCUAUGGGACUUAUUCCAUUCUAUAUGUGUGCAACACUCGGAACAACAUCAUGUUGUUCAUUCGACCAUUUAAAAUCUAUUGGACAAGUAUGUCGUGAAAACGAUAUCUGGUUACAUGUGGACGCUGCAUAUGCUGGGAAUGCUUUUAUAUGUCCGGAGUUCAGGCACUACUUAGAUGGAAUUGAGGAUGUUUGGUCCAUCAACAUCAAUCCAAACAAGUGGAUGCUAGUCAGUCAUGAUUGCAGUCUUAUGUGGGUACGUGAUUCGAAAGCCCUCACUAAGAGCAUGAUUGUCAAUCCGUCAUAUUUGCAACAUAAACAUAACACGCUUGAUUUGCGGCAUUGGGGAAUUCCUUUAAGUCGAAGAUUUAGAGCGCUUAAAUUAUGGUUUGUUGUUCGAAUAUAUGGAGCAACAGGUUUGAGGAAUUAUAUUAGAUCACAUGUACAACUUGCAAAAUAUUUUGUGAAUAAGGUGAAAACAAAUAGCGCUUAUGAAAUUGUUGGUAAUCCAGUUAUGGGACUUAUAUGUUUCAGAUUAAAGGGAUCCAAUGAAUUGACUCGAUGUUUAGUCCAUCUUAUUAAUAAGAGCCGGGAAAUACAUAUUGUACCCUCGAUGGCCAGAGAUAUCUACUUUAUUCGAUUUUCUAUAAAUUAUGAAAAGGCCCGUAUCGAAGAUAUUGAUUAUUCGUGGUCGGUGAUUGAAACAUCCCGAAAAAUACUAACCACUCAAGUGAGUAUUGCUUUAUUUUUAAAUGAACGUAAUUAAGGAAUAACUUUUGAAAGGUCUCAAGUUCUCUCUAGACACAAAACACUUGCCUAUCAACUUUAGUAAAACUGUGAUGAACGAGAACACAAGUGGGGAUGACCGAAAAUACUUGAAUACACAAGUAUGGAAUUUCUUCGUCAAAUGUGAAAACCAUAUGUUCAAUACUUCAUUUGCAGACUGUCCAUCAGUUGUAUCAAGCAUCAUCCUACCUUCAUAUCCAUAACACCUACUCUCUGUUCCCGUUCCCAACCUUCUACCGCCAAGCAUUUCAUUUCUAACAGGUGUUAUAUACCACUUAUGUCAACACUAGUAUCACAUACCACAAAACUAUAUCAGUAGAGUAAGUUAAAUAAGAGCUUGUCAAAUAAAAGAACCUCUGCUUUCUAUGUUGAUAGAAUUUCUGGUUGAAUGUCUAUUGCUAAAGUAUAUACAAGUAAAUACGAGCUCCAUAGGCUCAUUAAUUAAUGAUUACAACAGAGAUUAAUGUCAGCAUCAAAGGACACCUCUUCUUCUAGUAUCAAUGACAAGACUAGUUUCAACAGUACACUGUCCGUUUUAUUCUGUAAGAAACCUGUCAGUAAGCAUGCAACCGAAGAAUUGUCCUAUUAGAAUAGAAACUAAACAAGCUGUAGAGACAAAUAACUCAAAACAGUCAAGUCGGACGAAUCACUAUGAACGAUGAAUUUAUUAUUUUCAAUAUUGGCUAAACGUGAUAUACUAUUUUUAUGAAAACUAAGGGAUUUUAUAAACGGAAUUAAAUCGUGAGGAAAAAUGUGAAAUAAUAACAAGAGUGAAGGUCUGGGGGAAGAUGCUGAAGGGAUUAAUUUCUUCUAGCUAAGUUCCCAAUUAUCGACUACAAUUAUAAAAUGGACCUAAGCCAUUUUAACCCUUUUCUCAGACAAACAGACAAUAUCUUCAAAUAUUGAUUUCGUCUUGAUUUGACAGUACCUAACAUUCUCUUAACUUACUCUUCUGUUAUCACUGUAUUUCGGAGUAGGCAGCGAAUCAAUAUACAUAACACUCGUUGUAACCAUACCAAUUGAUGAAGGUUCAUAACGCUAAUAGAUUUCUCAUUCUUAAAUUACAGUCUACGUUUUAAAAUCAAUGUUACUCUUCUAGAGAUUUCAAAUUAAACAAGUAAGGCUUUAAAGCAAUCUGUGAUAAAAUGUUAACAGUCUAGGCAUAUCCGUUACCUCCAUCAGCCAAGUUACAUAGCCGGUAGAUACCUCGUCCAUCGAUUAAAUCAGGGAGUAUUUUUAAAGAUGAAGCUAACUUGUUGAUUUGGUCAGCUGGAAUUUGAUCAUACAAGACGUUUUGAAGGAAAAUUUGAAUCAGUAGUUUGUGCUACUUAAAUAAACUCCACCAACAUAUUUUCGAAGAAAAGCAAGAAUAAACUUAUAAUAACUGAAUAGACCAUAAUCAGUCCUUAUGUUAACAUUCAUGGAAAACUUUUGACAGAUGAUCCUGCUAUGUUUGAAGAGAUUACUAAUUCACCUAGUCUAAGAACGGAAUGAACAAUUAGCGACUCAAUGACAAAAUAAACUAUUUCAAUGCGUCCCAGCAUCACUAACUACAGAGUGAAGUCCAGCUUCAGAAAAGAGAAAUGUAUUCCACGAGCAGCAAAAAGUAUGAACAACACACACAAACACAAUUAAAGCAUAGACAUACAGCAUAAAAGUGUCCUUUGGAAAAGUCACAAAAUAGCAUAUUGAAAGAGAUAAUGAACCAAUGACAUUUAGGGUCUUUUCAAGUGGGAAUGUUAUAGCGACAUGAGGGUUAGAAUGGGGGCUUUUGGUGCGAAAACAAAAAAUUCAGAUUUCCAAAAUAAAAUUGCAAAAAUAAGGUGUUUACCAAGUGAGUUCUGGGGAUCUAACAUCCCCAAAACCUCUCCUUUUAAUAGAGUACGUUCCUGGGGUCCACAUACAUCUUGACCCUCUGUCGCCAUUGUCGGAGUGACCACCUUCUGGAUCGUAAACCGACUUGUUGUAUUUCUUCCUGUGUAGGGACUUCAGGUAGACUAAAAGUAUCUAACGGGAUAUCGAACGGUAGAUUUCCUUCUGUCACUGGGCGAAGUGGGGCUAGCCGCUUACGUAUCUGGUUUCGAUGUUGAGUCUACCUGUCCCUUCCCGCCUUUAUCUGAUAUAUGACCUAGCCUAGCCUUGCGACCACACGUGCUUCAGUCCAAGGACCAUGAUUUGGUCUGUAGUCCCGAGCGAACACCGGACAUCCAGCCUCGUACGUUGGCAGCUUCUGAGACUUGUUUAUAUUGGUGAUACGCCAAGUAAUAAAUGUCAGUGCUACUGAGUGCUUUGCUUUUUACAGGCCUCUAGUAAACUUUUUUAAUAUUUUGUGGUUAAAAAUGGUACAUUAAUUGCCAGAAAGUUAUUAUUUAUCUUUAUCAAUCGAUGACAAAUUUUUCAUUAUAGCAUUUCUAUAAACAACAUCUAUCU